CACACCGCCCUCGUCCGCUCGCCCGCUCACACGCGCCGCAAAGCCGCACCGUCGCCACCGCCCGCAGGAGAGACACAACAGGUGGCACACGCUGUCGCUUGGUGCCACGACCCGAUUCGACUUUUAGCUCCUCCUAUUCUUCCCGUCACCUUUCCUGACGAGAACCUCCGAUCUUUUACAUUAGAAAAGGACCAAUUUCUAAGAUGGCCGUGGCAUCCCGUUUCCGCCUGGCACCCCUGGCCCUGCUCUUCGUGGCCACCCUCUCGUGUCUGGCCGCACAGACUCACGCGGUUGACUGCAGGAAAUUCGUGUUCGCACCCGUGUGUCGUGGCAUCAUUGCGAAGAGAAUGUUCACUGAGAAGAGGUCAUCUAUCAGGGCUCUGCCAAACACCUGGGAUGCUCAGUUCAGGGCCCCCCGAGAGACUGAGGACGAAGGCCUGCUAUUGGCUCAGCCCUUCGAUGACGUCACUAACUUGGAGCCACGCCCUCAGGAGGAUGUGGUCGUUGUGCGCGCCGGAAAUGACGUAGUGCAGGUUCCCGCUUACGUGUACGAUGUCGUCGAAAGGAGUCUUC
This is a messenger RNA of Penaeus monodon (black tiger shrimp), 573 nucleotides long. RefSeq lists its product as uncharacterized. NCBI's taxonomy places the organism in Eukaryota, Metazoa, Arthropoda, Malacostraca, Decapoda, Penaeidae. The record is from RefSeq and is a predicted model, not a curated record.